AUGUCAGAACGCAAGGUGCUGAACAAGUACUAUCCGCCCGACUUUGAUCCAGCGGCGAUCCAGCGACGGCGUGGACUCGGGCCGAGGCAGCAAGUCGUCCGCCUGAUGGCUCCCUUCAGUAUGCGCUGCAACUCAUGCGGCGAGUACAUCUACAAAGGCAAAAAGUUCAAUGCUCGCAAGGAGGACUCCAAGGAGACUUACUACAGCAUCAAGAUCUACCGGUUCUACAUCAAAUGUACCCGCUGUUCUGCCGAGAUCACCUUCAAGACGGAUCCCAAGAAUACAGACUAUCAGGCAGAACACGGCGCCUCACGUAAUUUCGAGCCUUGGCGAGAGGAGACGGACACGGAGCCCAUCGACAAGCUCGCAAGGCUGGAGGAAGAGGAGAACAAUCCCAUGGCAGAGCUUGAGAACAAGACGGUAGACGCAAAACGAGAGAUGGAGAUCCUCGACCAGCUGCAGGAGAUCAGGACGCGAAACGCUCGCUUUGAGCGGACAAAGCUAGAUGAGGAACGAGUACUUCAGACAGUCAGCUCACGCGUCGAUACCGUCGACGACGAGGCUCUUGCUAAGUCUGCACUCGAUGACGAACAGAGAAGGCAAGAAGAGGAAGACGAGGAACAAGUCAGACGAAUCUUUGCGCGAGGCGCAGUGCCGUCCAUUGAACUCAAUGAGACACCCACAGCAGAUCCUGCUGCCCCUCUUGCCGGUCCCUCAGGAACGACACCCGACGAAGAGGAUGCGGACGAAGGCCUCAUCUUGCCACCCAAGCCGAAGCCAGAGAUCGUCGUCAAACGAAAGCUGGAUCUGAUCGAGCCAGAUGCGCAGACGCUACUCUCAAGUGAUGCACGGGCCUUUGUGGCCAAAGUCGACUUUAGCGCCAGGCCGGUACUGAAGAAGAAGCAAAAGGGUCCCAAUGCCAUGGCGGCCAAGCUAGGCAUCAAACUCAACAAGUGA
Messenger RNA from Mixia osmundae IAM 14324, 957 nucleotides. RefSeq lists its product as uncharacterized. The record is from RefSeq and is a predicted model, not a curated record. NCBI's taxonomy places the organism in Eukaryota, Fungi, Basidiomycota, Mixiomycetes, Mixiales, Mixiaceae. The coding region runs from base 1 to 957 and encodes 318 amino acids. Gene Ontology annotation, cellular component: U2-type catalytic step 1 spliceosome. The transcript has a single exon. Gene Ontology annotation, biological process: mRNA splicing, via spliceosome.